AUGCAUGGUGUUUUUUCAGUGUAUGAUAUGAAUUAUGAUAAAAAAUGUAAAGGUAACAGCGAUUGUAUUGUUACAAAGGACAAAAAUGUAUAUAACUUAGGUUACAACCAAAAUGAUUAUUUGGAGACUAGUGACAAACAUAUUGGCCAACACCUAAAAAAGAUAGAAGAACUGUGUGGGAAAAACAUAAAGACCUUAGAUUGGAGCUGCUCUUUUAUUCUGGCACUAACAGUGAAGGAAAGAGCAAUUCGACAAGACACAAAAUCGGGCAACAAAUCACAUUCAUCUAUGGUUGUAUCUGAAGUAGCUGGUUUAAGUGACAAAUAUAUUGUAGAUAUCGCAUGUGGAAGUGAUCAUUCACUUGCUCUGACUAAUGAUGGAAAGGUGUAUGCUUGGGAAGAAAAUGAUUAUGGACAGCUUGUCAUUGAAAAGUCGAGUACUUUUGAUGGUGUUUGCAGGCAAGUAAAACGUGAAUUGGAAGGUCAGAAGAUUGUCCAUAUAACCUGCGGCUCAUUCUUCAACAUAGUUAUUAAUGACAUGGGCAAACUAUACUGUUGGGGCGACAACAUUAUAAAAUGUUUCAUCACUGCAGAAAAAGUGAUAGUUAAGGUGGCUUGUGGAUUUCAUCACGUGUUAGCACUUACGGAUAAUGGAAGAAUCUAUACCUGGAGCUGGAACGAUAAAAGACAAACAAGUGUUAAUUAUGAUGAGUUAUCCUCCCUUGUGGAUAUGCCCGAGUUGGUUAAGGACAUCGCUGCCGGUGGAAACUUGAGCGUUGCUCUCUGUAAUAAUAAGAUUGUGUAUGUAUGGGGCGUCUGUUUCGGUCGGUAUAUUAACGAUCCAUUUCCCAGAUUCUCCAAGAUUGACGAUGCGUUCGCCUACAGUGACUCAAGAGUCAUGUAUAAGCCGUUGAUUGUAUCUACAAAUAAUUACUAUUAUUUCGAAGAAGCAUUGAAUAUAUUGAAUUUCCUGGAAGCAGGAUUCGAUGAUCCGGUAACAAGCGAUUUUAUUAUACAAGUUAAAGGAAAACGUAUUCACGUUCAUAAAGCCAUUCUUCAACUUCGUUGGCGACAUUUCAAAGAUAAGUUAAAACAUGAUUGGUUUGACAAUCUAGAUGAGUCGAUAUACACUGUAUCCGAUGAAUUUUCCUACACGGUAUACAAAGCCUUCUUAAAAUACUUAUAUACAGGGACAGUCGAUUUACCUUCAGAGGAUGCAUUAGGUGAAAUAGAGCUUUUAAAAAGAGUGUGUCGAAUAAUAAAGCAAGCAAUCGUCGCGUCAAAUGUAGGUUUAUACUGCAGUAAGGCAAUCGAGUACAAUGCUAAAGAGCUCGAAGAGUUUUGUAUACAGUUUGCUUUAUGUCACAUGACAGAUGUAGUACUGUCUGAGGAAUAUAUUAAGUUAGAUGUGAUUAUAAAAGAUAUUUUUAUACGUAAGGCAGCCGAAGCAAAACUUUUUAGAACAAAUCAUAAACAGAAGAUCGUCUUAUUGCAAAAUUGCCUUGCAUUUAUAUUCGGUUGUGUGUGUAUGAAUGCGCAACGUAAAUAUCCCACUUACUCGAGAUUCGUCAAAAAUUGCAUCGGCAGAAAAUCGCAGUACCGGCGCAUCAUGUCGCCAUCGCCGAAAAAGAAUCUUUGUACCUCGGAAAACAAAGACGAGAAGCAGGAGAAAAGUUUAGAGACUCCCUUCGACCUUUUUAGUUCGCCUGAAAAAGGAGAGAUGCCGAAAGAAGAGAGGACAAAUUUGUCAUGUGAUCUCGUGAAGGAGAUAUAUCCUUCGGAUUUGAGGAGCUGGCCGAUUUGUAACCUGCUAACGCGCGAAUUUAUCAUGCAAAUUCGCAUGGUUCUGGUAUAUGGUAAAGGUAACAGCGCUCUAAUUGUUACAAAGGACAAAAAUGUGUACAACUUAGGUUAUAACGAAAGUUAUCAUUUGGAGACUAGCAACACACAUAUUGAUCUAUACCCAACAAAGAUAGAAGGACUUUGUGGGAAAAACAUAAAGACCUUAGAUUAUAGCAGCUCUUUUAUUCUGGCACUUACAGAAGAAGGAAAGGUUUAUUCUUGUGAGUUCAACAAGACACGAAAAUCGGGCAACAAAUCACAUUCAUCUAUGGUUGUAUCUGAAGUAGCUGGUUUAAGUGACAAAUAUAUUGUAGAUAUCGCAUGUGGAAAUGAUCAUUCACUUGCUCUGACUAAUGAUGGAAAGGUGUAUGCUUGGGGAAAAAAUGAUUAUGGACAGCUUGGCAUUGAAAACUCAAGUACUUUUGAUGGUAGUUUGCCAAGGCAAGUAAAACAUAAAUUGGAAGCACAGAAGAUUGUCCAUAUAGCCUGCGGCUCAUCCUUCAACGUAGUUAUUACUGACAUGGGCAAACUAUACUGUUGGGGCAACAACAAUUGGUAUCAAAUUUUAAUGGAUACUGAUUCUUUUUUUUAGUGUAUAGUAUUGAAUAUCCUUCUGAUCAUCAUUGUUUUAGUUAAGGUGUCUUGUGGAUUUGAUCACGUAUUGGCACUUACGGAUAAUGGAAGAAUCUAUACCUGGGGCAAGAACGAUAAAGGACAAACAGGUGUUAAUAAUCCAUCAACCAUGAAUGUCUCCCCUCCGACCAUGGUGGAUAUGCCCGAGUUGGUUAAGGACAUCGCUGCCCGUGGAAACUUGAGCGUUGCUCUCUGUAAUAAUAAGAUUGUGUAUGUAUGGGGCGUCUGUUUCGGUCGGUAUAUUAACGUUCCAUUUCCCACCGAUUUCUCCAAGAUUGACGAUGCGUUCGCCUACAGUGACUCAAGAGUCAUGUAUAAGCCGUUGAUUGUAUCUACAAAUAAUUACUAUUAUUUCGAAGAAGUAUCGAAUAUAUUGAAUUUCCUGGAAGCAGGAUUCGAUGAUCCGGUAACAAGCGAUUUUAUUAUACAAGUUGAAGGAAAACGUAUUCACGUUCAUAAAGCCAUUCUUCAACUUCGUUGUCGACAUUUCAAAGAUAAGUUAAAACAUGAUUGGUUUGACAAUCUAGAUGAGUCGAUAUACACUGUAUCCGAUGAAUUUUCCUACACGGUAUACAAAGCCUUCUUAAAAUACUUAUAUACAGGGACAGUCGAUUUACCUUCAGAGGAUGCAUUAGACCUUAUGAAAUUGGCCGACGACUAUGGAGUGAUUUGUCUGAAGAGAGAGUGUAGUCGGAUAAUAGAGCAAUUAAUCGUCGUGUCAAAUGUAGGUUUAUACUGCAGUAAGGCAAUCGAGUACAAUGCUAAAGAGCUCGAAGAGUUUUGUAUACAGUUUGCUUUAUGUCACAUGACAGAUGUAGUACUGUCUGAGGAAUAUAUUAAGUUAGAUGUGAUUAUAAAAGAUAUUUUUAUACGUAAGGCAGCCGAAGCAAAACUUUUUAGAACGUAAAUUUGUUUUACAAAGAGCAAAUUUCGUCACUAGGAGCUCGAGGAAUUGUGUGUCCAAUUUGCUGUACGUCACAUGAAAGAUGUAGUAGUUACGAAUAACUAUGAGAAAUUAGAUAGGGACACACAAUAUCAGUUAUUACUUAGAGCAGUCAAAGAAUAUGAUUUUCAAACAUAACUCUUCCGAAGAGCUUUGAUAUGAGUUUCGAGUGAAAUCGCAGAUUGAUUUUUUAUUUCUUUUGUGUGCAGUAACGAUAUAUGUCA
This is a messenger RNA of Nylanderia fulva, 3641 nucleotides long. The record is from RefSeq and is a predicted model, not a curated record. NCBI's taxonomy places the organism in Eukaryota, Metazoa, Arthropoda, Insecta, Hymenoptera, Formicidae.